This is a messenger RNA of Salvia miltiorrhiza (redroot sage), 2860 nucleotides long. Its product is annotated as CSC1-like protein ERD4. NCBI's taxonomy places the organism in Eukaryota, Viridiplantae, Streptophyta, Magnoliopsida, Lamiales, Lamiaceae. Gene Ontology annotation, cellular component: plasma membrane. The record is from RefSeq and is a predicted model, not a curated record. Gene Ontology annotation, molecular function: calcium-activated cation channel activity. The transcript has 6 exons. The coding region runs from base 450 to 2627 and encodes 725 amino acids.
GCUCUCUAAAAAUCCUCCUCACUUUGCUCCCUCCAAAUCCGGCUUGCCUCACUAAUCUCGCACACGCACUACACACACUUUCCCUGCGUCGACACAAAAGCAGAUAAAGUAAAAGCCAAAAUUGAAAAAAAAAAAAAAAAAAUCCAUUUCUUCGUUCAAACCCUCAAAUCCAUGGGGAAAACAGAAAAAGGAAAUUGCGAGAAACCCCACAUUCCAUAAAUACCAAACUCUCGCAAUCAAUUUGCAGAGAAGAUAUUUUUUUGCCUUCGUUUCUGCUAUAAAACAAUCACUAUUGCCCCUUGAAGGCUUCCAACUGCCUUGCAUCUCUCAACGGUUACUUCUUAUCCUCUUUUAAUGCGCCUUAACGGCCACUACUCCCUCCUUCCAACGCUCCUGCUGAGUUGAUAUUAUUGCCGAGAGAGAGAGAGAGAGAGAGAAGGUGAAACGCCAUGGAUUUCAGCUCGUUCCUGACGUCGCUGGGGACGUCGUUUGUGGUUUUCCUGAUUUUGAUGUUCCUCUUCGCGUGGCUCUCCAGGCGACCCGGCAACCACGUCAUCUACUAUCCGAAUCGGAUCCUGAGAGGUCUGGACGCCUACGAGGGAAUCCGGCUCACCCGCAACCCGUUUACUUGGAUCAAGGAAGCUGUCUCCUCCACUGAGGCUGAUGUCAUCAGAGACUCCGGCGUUGAUGCUGCCGUCUAUUUUGUCUUCCUCUCCACCGCACUGGCAAUAUUGGUUUUGUCGGGAGUUAUCCUUCUGCCGGUGCUUCUCCCCGUUGCUUAUACUGCUGAGAACAAAAUAGACGCGAAUGAAACCACUAGCAAAGGAGCUUUCAAUGAACUUGACAAGCUAUCCAUGGCGCAUAUUGCGGAGAAAAGCCACCGGUUAUGGGCAUUUCUGGCAGCUACGUAUUGGGUUUCUUUCGUUACAUAUUACCUCUUGUGGCGAGCAUACAGGCAUGUUUCCAAUGUGAGAGCUGAAGCCCUUAUGUCACCUGAAGUGAAGAAUGAGCAGUUUGCUGUCCUUGUUCGAGACAUACCUGCUGUUAACGAGGGUCAAACCAUAAACGAACAGGUGGACUCGUAUUUUAAGGCAAUCUAUCCAGAUACAUAUUACAAGUCAAUGGUGAUCACAGACAAUAAAGUGGCCAACAAAAUUUAUAAAGAGUUGGAAGGCUACAGAAAGAAGCUUGCGCGUGCAGAAGCUGUAUAUGCCCAAUCUAAAGGGACUGCUAACCCUGAAGGAAUGAGACCGACUGCUAAAACUGGCUUUAUGGGGCUUAUGGGUAAAAAGGUGGAUGCAAUAGAGUACUAUGGGGAGAAGAUAAGAGAGUUGGUUCCAAAGUUAGAAGCCGAGCAAAAGAUCGCCCUGAAAGACAAACAGCAACCUGCAGCUGUGAUUUUUUUCAAUAACAGGGUAACUGCAGCAGCCGCUGCACAAUGUCUACAUGAUACAAUGGUGGAUAAAUGGACCGUCAUGGAUGCUCCUGAGGCCCGCCAGUUACUAUGGACCAAUCUUGCCAAGAAUUUCUACGCGAGACUGAUUCGGCAAUAUCUCGUAUAUUUCAUAGUGUUUCUUACCAUCUUCUUUUACAUGAUACCUAUCGGGUUGAUUUCAGCACUGACUACUUUAGAUAACUUGAAGAAGUUGCUCCCCUUCUUGAAACCGCUGCUGGAUCAGUCUACAAUCAGGACAGUCCUCGGGGCGUACUUGCCUCAGAUUGCACUUUUAGUAUUCUUGGCACUGUUGCCAAGUUUCUUGUUGUUCCUAUCCAAGGCCGAGGGCAUACCUUCACUGAGUCAUGCGGAAAGGGCUGCCUCCGGAAAGUACUUCUAUUUUUCAGUGCUGAACGUAUUUAUUGGUGUUACAGUAGGUCACACCCUUUUCGAUUCACUGAAGACAAUUGAGAAGGAUCCAAACACAGUAUUCGAUGUACUAGCAGCAAGUCUUCCUGGAAGUGCUACAUUCUUCUUGACUUUUGUUGCUUUGAAGUUUUUUGUCGGUUAUGGGCUCGAGUUAUCCCGACUUGUUCCUUUAAUAAUAUUUCAUUUAAAGAAGAAGUAUCUCUGCAAGACUGAAGAUGAAGUGAGAGAAGCUUGGGCUCCGGGAGAUCUUAAAUAUGGGACUAGAUUUCCUAAUGAUAUGCUUAUUCUAACCAUCGUUCUAUGCUAUUCUGUCAUAGCCCCGAUUAUUCUUCUAUUCGGGGUGUUGUACUUUGGUUUGGGAUGGCUUCUUCUACGGAAUCAGGUGCUCAAAGUUUACGUGCCUUCGUACGAGAGCUACGGCCGGAUGUGGCCCCACAUGUACAACCGCAUUAUGGCGGCACUGAUCUUGUAUCAAGCCACGAUGUUGGGCUACUUCGGCGUGAAGCAGUUCGUCUACACUGUUUUUCUGGCCCCGCUUCUUAUCUUGAGCCUCCUCUUCGUCUACAUCUGCACGAUGAAGUACUACCGCUUCUUCGAGUCGACAGCGCUCGACGUUUCCUGCCGGGAGCUGAAGGAGACUCCCAAUAUGGAAGGCGUGUUAAGGUCGUACAUCGCACGGAGCUUGAGCGCGGAGAAGGCCGCCGAUGAUGCUCAUUUUGUAGAAGAUUUGGCUCACGUUUCCAGACCAGGUUCUGCGGUUUGAUGUUUUAUCCAUUUUGUGAAUUAUUUAUGUAUGUUGCAUAUUUUAGGUUUGUAUUAUGCUCUUAGCCUUUUGUUCAUAGUUUCUUCCACUAGAUUUGUUGUUGAGUUGUGGUAUAUGUGCUACAAAAUUUGUUAUUUAGAAAUUUCAGUAAUUUCUCUGCCAGAACAUGGUGUGUAUUUGUGAUUUGUCUCUGUGGAAUUUAGAGAAAAAAAUGCUCUUCUUUCUCCUGAUUA